AUGGAGAUUAUCAAGUCAGCCGAAGCCUUUAAGAAAGUUGAGGACGCAUAUAAAUUCAGCUACUUGCAACUUAUUGUACGAAAGAACGGCCGACUAUACUGUGCAAAAAGCCCUCAUCGCAAGCCAAAUCUCUCCGAGAUUUACGAUAUUGAGCUAUUAGAGACGGAGGAUAGAGACCCAAAGGUGAAGCCCACCUGGACGGUGCUAGACUCCCCGCACGAGUACUACAUCAAAACACCAGACCUCUGGGCUUACAGUAGCCCUCAUCUCGAGCAGCAGAUCCUCCGUGAGGUUGAGGCGUGCGAACUCCUAAAACCCCAUCCUCACCCGAACGUUGCCGUUUACUACGGCUGCCGAAGCACUAAUGGACGAGUAUUGGGCAUCUUUAACCCCCGCUAUCUGAGCAAAUCCGACUUCCUCACUAGCCGCUUGUCCGUUGACGAUACCACGAAAGCGUGUCUGGACGGGAUCAUAGCCGGUAUUCGUCACCUUCAUUCGCUCGGCAUCAUUCAUAACGAUAUCACACCCUCUAAUAUCAUGUUCAAGGAGGAUGGUACGCCAGUCCUCAACGAUUUUGGCAGCUGCCGGAUGACCGCGUUAGAGAACAACGACUUCGAUGCUUUUACGGAGUUACAGACCUGGCUGAUUGGGUCAUCGGCUGACAAGUUCCUGUUUAAGAGAGGAUGA
This is a messenger RNA of Mollisia scopiformis, 687 nucleotides long. RefSeq lists its product as uncharacterized. Gene Ontology annotation, cellular component: IRE1-TRAF2-ASK1 complex. The transcript is spliced from 3 exons. Gene Ontology annotation, molecular function: protein serine/threonine kinase activity; RNA endonuclease activity; ATP binding. The record is from RefSeq and is a predicted model, not a curated record. Gene Ontology annotation, biological process: intrinsic apoptotic signaling pathway in response to endoplasmic reticulum stress; IRE1-mediated unfolded protein response; protein phosphorylation. Lineage: Eukaryota; Fungi; Ascomycota; Leotiomycetes; Helotiales; Mollisiaceae. Bases 1 to 687 code for a protein of 228 amino acids.